AUGAACUUGAAAACCCUCUCUCUGUUUGCCUUCUCUUUGGUUGCUCGCUACUUCACGGUGGCAAAUGCUGCUACUAUUAACAUCCGAAGCAACUGCCCCUUCACGGUCUGGGCAGCAGCCGUGCCCGGUGGUGGCAUGCAGCUGGACAGCGGUGGAGUCUGGGACAUAACCGCGAACCCCGGCACCACAGGAACUCGUGUCUGGGCUCGAACCAAUUGCCAAUUUGAUGGAGCCGGGCGUGGCAGCUGCCAAACAGGAGACUGUGGGGGGCUCCUCGAGUGCCAAGCCUAUGGUGCGCCCCCCAACACCCUGGCUGAAUACGCACUAAACCAGUUCAAUAACUUGGAUUUCUUCGAUAUUUCUUUAGUUGAUGGAUUUAAUGUUCCUAUGGACUUUAGUCCAACUUCUGGGGGGUGCACCAGGGGUAUUACAUGCAAGGCAGAUAUCAUAGGGCAGUGCCCUGAUCCAUUGAAAGCCCCGGGUGUAGGGGCGGAGCUAGUCAAUUUUCAUUGGGAGGCCAAAGGUUAA
Theobroma cacao (cacao) is the source of this 528-nucleotide messenger RNA. The record is from RefSeq and is a predicted model, not a curated record. Lineage: Eukaryota; Viridiplantae; Streptophyta; Magnoliopsida; Malvales; Malvaceae.